Molecule: messenger RNA, 2484 nt
Organism: Lytechinus variegatus (green sea urchin)
Lineage: Eukaryota; Metazoa; Echinodermata; Echinoidea; Temnopleuroida; Toxopneustidae
Product: interferon alpha-inducible protein 27-like protein 2B
Exons: 2
Coding region: 189-932 (247 amino acids)
Biological process (GO): apoptotic signaling pathway
Cellular component (GO): membrane; mitochondrion
Source: RefSeq, a predicted model, not a curated record
CAGAUGGCUGCAUGCUGUAUACAAUACGUGUACGUGUAAACCGACAAAUUUACUAACAUUUGUAACGUAGUUUAGAUUGGACCCUACACAAAACUGAGCCGUGGACGCGCUAUAGUUUAACCCAACUCAAGUGAACAUUUCUGUAUCGAUUGAGCGGUAAAUUGUGAAAGAAAAUAGGCCUGCAAACUAUGUCGAAUGCGGUCAGAGGAGACAAACGUGUGAGUAUUCGCGAUUGCCAGACCCAGACAUAUACUCAGACCGAUUUGGACCAGGCAGUUGAAGAGAAUGAGAAAAACCACCAGAAAGAGCCGGAGGCGUCCGUGACAAGGUCUCCUACAGGAGGAGAAGAUGGUGCGUUUGAGGAUCAGCCAUUGAUGAGUUGCACCAGAACAGAACAGCUCAAGAAGGUGACGCCACAAAGUGCAUUAACUCGGCCUAAAGACUGUGCGACACCUUGUCCAGAUCCAGGUGGUCCAGAUCCCGGUGGUCCAGGGACAGGAGGAAGUCCAGACAAAGAUGAAGACAAAAAAUCCGGGAACUUUGCUUCGUAUGCUCUCAAAUUCGCCGCAGGAGCAGCGGUCCUUGGUAUUGGAUCCUUCAUAGCAGCACCUGUGGUACUCACCGGAAUGGGCUUCACUGCAGCUGGUAUACAAGCCGGUUCUAUUGGUGCAUACCUGAUGUCAGCAUCUGCAAUUGCAAAUGGAGGUGGGGUCGCUGCAGGAAGUGCCGUUGCCUUACUUCAAUCCGCAGGAGCGGCGGGUGGAAUAGCUGCUACCACCUGCGCUGGCAUAGGAAUCGGGGGUGCGGCCGCUAUCACGGGUUUGGUGGCAACAGGGGAGGUUGUCGUGGGCGCUGUGAGGUACAAGAUGAAGCAGCAUAACAGCCCUAAACCAAAGGAGGUUGGAACCCAGACAGACCCUAACCCAGAUUGAAUUCUGCCACCUCCUUUGGAAGAAUGCUACAUGUAAUCCAUUGAUAUCAAUCUUCAUUCCAGAAAGUAAAUAAGAUUCUGUUUCUGUUUCUCUUCAUGGUAACUCCCGUAGGAACUCGGCAGGGCAGCUUCUUGCUGGCUAUCGCCUGGCUGAUCAGAUAAACAACUGAUUACAUGUACCAUUGUACCUAGGAAAUAUUCUACUUCUAGUUGCCGUUAUAGACGACAGAUAUACUCUUGGGCCUUUUUAUCAAAGUGGGGACAACGGCAGAGUGGGGUUUCGAACUCACAACCUUGCGAUAAUGAGUCCAAUGGUUUAACCACUAAACCAUUGCUUUAGCAAUUAUAAUUCAAUUUAGAUAUAUGUAUCCCUCAGCAAUGACUCUAAAGAUCUGUUUACCAUUUUGCCCUGCAAAAGGAAAUAAGCAACAAGCAAAUCAAUUUUUAGCGACUGAUUAUUUCAAAUCUUACAAGAAACUUUUCUCUUUUUUAAACCGAAAUAGUUCCUUCAAGUGUGUUCUCAUUUAAGUCUUGAACACCUCCCAGAGCAAAGAGACACCGCAUUUACUUCAUUGCCAAUAAAUUUUCGUUCAUCAGUAGGAACUAGCAUUUUAAGUAUUACCAACCCCUCUCCCGCAAAGGCGAUGAUAGACAUUCAGUGCAGUAUUACUUCUCUAAUUGAAUAAAGUCUUAUAUAGUGAGGUAUUUUUUUAGACUUUCCUUUCCUCAUGUUCAUUUCGAUAAUUUUUUUUUAUCAUACUGUACUUGCACAGACUGUACCCUAUGUACAAAGAGAUCUAAGAAUGCAAAAACUGUUGAAAUUACAAGCAAAACAUUCCAUCCCCUCUGACCAUUAAUGAUUACUAAAGAUAUAUGUCGUAAUAUUGGAAAUGACCAUAUCCCUAUUUUUUCCCCUUUUUCUCGGAUUCAACUAAAUAUUUGUAUGGUUGGAUAUAUAUACAGUUUUCUGAGAUAAAGUGACAGUAAUCGUUCGCUUCUUUCAUCUCGCUUUUUUUGUCUCGCAUGAACGAAAUUUAUGAGGUCAUGUCCAUCCUUUUGGGAUUUUUUUGUUCAACUAGGUCUCAUUUCUUUAUCAAUUAUGUUCACACUUGUGUUGUCUAGGGUGAUUGGGUCAUAUAAGCUUCAAUGGUCAAGUUUUUGUUCAAAUCGCUCUCAUCUCUUAUUUCUGCAUUGAUUGUUUAUACUUGAUUCAUACGAUCCUUGUGUAAUAGUCUAUGAAGAUGAUUGCGUCAGAGGCAAUCUCGGGGUCAAAGGGUCAUUUUGUUUUGAUUGCUCUCAUUUCUUUAUUUCUUCAUCAAUUGUGUUUGCGCAUGGAGAGCGCAUGCUGCCAAUCUCUGGUGCAAUAUUUUUGAAAUAUGAAUCAAAUUACAUUACUGCUGUUUUUCAUAAAAUGUAUACUGUAUAUCGAUUCUGCUGUAUUAAUGUAUUAUAUUAAUGAGUUUUACCCUGGGGUUGUAAUUUUUUCAAGCAAUCUGCUUAUGAUAACAAUCCUUCUCCUGCAAAUUGUAAAUGUUAACUAAUUUGGUACGAGA